Pocillopora verrucosa is the source of this 2191-nucleotide messenger RNA. RefSeq lists its product as uncharacterized. Lineage: Eukaryota; Metazoa; Cnidaria; Anthozoa; Scleractinia; Pocilloporidae. Gene Ontology annotation, molecular function: axon guidance receptor activity. The record is from RefSeq and is a predicted model, not a curated record. Gene Ontology annotation, biological process: synapse organization; homophilic cell-cell adhesion. Gene Ontology annotation, cellular component: neuronal cell body; axon; plasma membrane.
GAAAAUCCCAAGGCCCCUCCUCUACGAGACGCAAGUAUUUAUCUACAACCAUUUCAAAAUUCGAGCAGGCCCAGAAGGUUAUCUUUUUAACUCUUUCCGGUAUUUCCGAGAGGUUUUGAUAAAGUCCAGAUAAGUGAAUUGAUCUAUGAUUGCGAAGGAAGUUCUAUUACUUUUUGUUUUUUGUGGAGUGGAAUUUACCUCUGCCACAUCGGAACAAUGGGAAAAGAGAACGCAAUGCCGUAACCAAAAGGUAAUUUGUCCUUGCAAGGACAGGCGAGGAGUGGAUGGACAUGUGCUUGUGGUAACGUGCAGUGAUCAAAACGAUCCAAAAAUUCCAGUUUGCCGAGGGAAAGCUUUAUACUCAGAGGAGUGUGGAAAAGUGUACUUUUCAUCAAAAAGGCACAGACGUGACACAGGAAAUUGUAAUAAUGGAAUCAUUCCAGGAUCCCCUCACCCCUCAGAUGAUGCAGACCCCUAUAUAAAUAUGACCUCUGGAUCUACCAUAACAAGAGAUGUGGAUGGCAGCCACAGAUUUAAAUGCAAUGUCUAUUCAAAUUUUUCGGCAAAUGUAACAUGGCUGAUUAAUGGCAUACUUAUUUCUCUGGAUUCCAAACUGAAAAGGGAGAAAUACAAAUUUGGAUCCUGCAAACGAAGUCUACAUGUCACACAAAUUUCAGAAGAGGACGCAGGAAACUACACAUGUGUUGUGACAAAUGAGAAGGGAAAAAGUUAUUCAGCUACAGCUAAGUUGAUUGUCAAGGUACCAAGAGGCCCAGUUAUAGAGUAUGCAAAACUUGAUGGUUUGGACACAGCUUACAUUGGAACCACAGUCAACAUAACUUGUAAAAUCCAAGGCUUUGAUGGUGUAAUUGGCUAUUUCUUGAAGAAUGACAUAAUAGUAAUGGAGGAUGAUGAACUACAGAAGUAUGAAUAUUUCAAGCCAAGAGUAAUAGUUACACCUCCCAACUAUGUUUUCCAUCUGGAAAUUAAGAAUGUCACCAUGGAAGAUGCAGGAAACUACACAUGUAAAGCUUCCAAAUAUGGACUGAAAUCAACAAAAACAUUUCUUCUUGAAGUUGAACCAUGUCCAGCGGGUUUUUAUUGCCCUCCAGGAGGACGUGGUCGCAUUCCAUGUCCUCAAGGAACAUACCAGCCGAACAUUAGUCAGACAUCUGAACAGGCCUGUAAAUCAUGUCCAGCAGGUUUUUAUUGCCCUUUAGGGGCAACUAGUCUCAUUCAAUGUCCAAUAGGAACAUACCAGCCAAACAUUAAGCAGACAUCUGAGCUAGACUGUAUAGUGUGUCCAGUCGGUUUUUACUGCCCUCCAGGAAUGGCUAGUGGCAUUCCAUGUCCUCAAGGAACAUACCAGCCAAACAUUGGCCAGACAUCUGAACAGGCCUGUAAAUCAUGUCCUUUCUUUACUAACUCAUCAAAGAAUCCAAGUGGUAUACGACCAAAUGUAUAUGAAGCUGACUGUCCAGGAGAAGAUCCAAGUAUUACAAGUAAAGCGUUGACUACAAUAUCACAAGAUGUCAUGAAGAUUGCCAUAGGCAUGGGUUGCACUUUUUUAUUAUCAUAGUUGUAGCGUCUCUAUCAUUAUUCAUUGCAAAGAGAAAUGUUGGCUGUGGUUCUCUUCCUCGAGACACAGCCAUAAUCCAGAGUGUUUCCCUUGUCAGCCAAUGUUAAGUGAGAAUGGAGAUAUAGAGAAUGCUGAGUGUGCUGAAGUUUGAGACAGUUGCUAGAAAUAGGUAUUCAGUAACUUUUUGCAAUGUCUAUUACAACAAUCUAAUCUAUACCCAGCUGAUGAUUUAGCAAGAAAGUACUUAAAUGAAAGCUAUUUAAUCUGUUAAGUAACCCCAGCCCCCUUUCAGGAAUUGAAUCAAAAAUUAAAAAGACAAAAAUUAACGUACACUGUUUGGUUCUUUCAACCUGGCAAACAAGCAUAUUGUGAAACUAUGAAAUUCAUUUGCUGCUUGCUUUUAAAACAGACGAUGUAAUUGUCUUGCUUUGUUAAGAAGACUAACAGUGUGUAGCUGUAGACAAAGUAAAAGUUAAUUAUGAGCCUGUCAUGCUAGUAAGUUUUGAAUGACAAGUAGAUGUGAAUCGUAAGUAGAUUAUUCGUUCUCGAUUUCUACGUAUGACAGCUGAUUUUGGCUUUUCCCCUUUUUUAAUAGUAAGGUAAAUGUUGAAA